AUAGCAAGGUGUAGCCUAUUUUGUGGUGUCAAGUAGGCUAACGCAAAGCCCACAAUCCCGCCAUUGGACGCAGCCUGGCAUGUUGACGUUAGCUGGUUAGCUAGCCAGCCAGCCAGCUAACUGUUUCACCCAUAGACAGUAAUAGAUAGUUCACCCUGUUAAUACUUUUGUGACAUGAUGAAAUGGCAGUGCUAACCUGAACUGCCAUUCUUGCAUUGUCUAACAACGUUAAUUCAUGAGAACAUAUGGCUACUUUGAUUUACUCCUGAAAAGCUACUUACUCGGAGCUAGCACUUGUUGCAUGUAAUCUGUAUUGUUAAACGUUUGCUCUAGCGUAAUCAAUUUAGUUUACGUUAUAUCAUAUUAUUUUGUGUAGUUCGCUAGCGUUGUAUGUGGUUAGUGACUACCAGACAGAGCAGAUACGGUUCUGGUGGUAAGCUGAAGCAAUUCAGUGAUCUCAAAACAACAGUGGGGGCAAUCUAGCUCAGUGGCUGCUGCUAGCAAGCUGGCCAUCGCUUCUGUCAACAUGACCAGUGCCUCUACUAGCUGGCAGCCAGUAAGCAUCAGGACAGUUCCUCAGCGACCAAUAUUGUAGAGCAGAUGAAAGUUAUCCAUCAAUGGCUAACGUUAGCUUCUUCAGUCGUUAAAUGUUAAUACCUGUAGCACAUAUCGUCACUUACUGUAUCUCACUGUAUCAGUUGUUGUGUCCAUAGCUAGCUAGCAUAUUGCUUGUGUUUAUUUCGGCCUGCCUGACAUGCCCCAACAAGUGCGUGCCACCUUGAAAAUAUUCAUAACGUUACCUUUCCUGUGACGUCUUCAGAUCCACCCUGAAUCGGGGUUCAGUACGCCAUGCUCGAUCCGCUGGAGAACGGUCUGUAUGAUAUCCCAGACUAUGAUAACAUAGACGACGAGGCAUUCCCGCCUUUGCCUCCCCCAGCAUCUCCCGGACAAGAGGACAAUGACGGGGAUCCAUUCGCAAAUGGUGAUGAGGAUGGAGAAGUCUCAAAGCUGCCUGAUGUUCCUAAAAGACGAGGAGUUAAGAGGCCUCAACCCAAGUUGGACUCUCAGAGACUCACAUCUGAAAGAGGACUCCCAGCACUUCGAAACAUGUUUGAUAAUGUUACAUUCAAAGGCAAAGGACAUGAGGCGGAUGAUCUCAGGGUCUUGAUGCAGAGGAUGGAGAACUGGGCACACAGGCUGUACCCCAAACUCCAGUUUGAGGACUUCAUCGACAAGCUGGAAACUCUUGGUGCCAAGAAGGAAGUGCAGACCUGUCUCAAACGAAUACGGUUGGACAUGCCCCUCACACACGAGGACUUCAUUGGUCAUGAAGACGAGCCUCAGAACCAUGUCCCAGACGAGCCUCAGGACCGCGUUCCAGAUGACCCGUUUGGAGAAGGGAACUUCCCAGAAGACCCCUUCAUACAUUCCACGCCCGCCCCCGCCCCCACCUCGGUGUCCCUGUCAGAGGAGCAACAGAGACGCAUCGAACUGAACAAGCAGCUGGCCCUGGAGAGGAGACUGGCCCGAAUGCAGCAGCAGCAGCAAGGUGCUUCCCAGGCGGAUGGGAGUGGUGCGGCGGAGGAGCCCUCGCCGAGUACGUCCACGUCCGCGUCCACGUCCGCGUCCACGUCCACUCCCGUGAGCCAGGAGGACGUACAGGAACAGGACCAGGAGCCAGAGGAGCAGGGCAAAGAGACUGGCAGCUCGGAGCACAGUGCUGCUGCCGACACGUCCGAAGACAAAGCUCCACCACCGGACUCGCCGUUAUUUGAUGACGAGGGGGACUCUCCGGCUCCGGCACUGACCAAUGGCGUGGUGGACAGUAGUGAUUGACCACACCCCCUUGCCACUGCCUUUCACCACGACAACCAUGAACAGACUCUGCGUAGGCCACCAAUCAGGCUGGUCUGCUUUUCUACAAAGAAAAUUCAGUUUAACUCGUCCACGUGCAUCAAUGCAAGCCAAAUAACUAACAGCUUGUGUCAACGAAUACCCAAUCAUCUCAUCCAAGCCAAGAUGAACAGGUCGUCAACGUACUCCAUAUUGAACUCCAGAGCUUUGUUGAGCCAUCUGAUUGAUCACCUUGAAAAGCCUUAUGAUGAAGCUCGGACGCAGGCUGCGUUUGAUUGUGUGUUUCGUGCCUCCACAUGUGUGAGUGGCAGUACUGUAGGCCACGUCGAGCACCGCUGGUUUAGUUUGAUCGGCCAUGAGACAUAGAAGGCAGACAGGAAGACCCAAAUGUGCAGGUGGAAUAUUCUUACCACUCUCAUCUGUCCCAACGCACUUCUCAUUUCUUUUUUUGUUUUGUUUUGUUUAGUUUUUUUCCAGUUGUUCUUUGUUUUUAUCCUGUUUUGUUCUUUGUAAUUCUUGUGUUCUUUUAAUAAAGUUUGUUCUUUGUGUAAGCA
Sardina pilchardus (European sardine) is the source of this 2408-nucleotide messenger RNA. RefSeq names its product timeless interacting protein (gene tipin). Gene Ontology annotation, cellular component: nucleus; replication fork protection complex. The record is from RefSeq and is a predicted model, not a curated record. Lineage: Eukaryota; Metazoa; Chordata; Actinopteri; Clupeiformes; Clupeidae. The coding region runs from base 850 to 1836 and encodes 328 amino acids. Gene Ontology annotation, molecular function: DNA binding. The transcript has 8 exons. Gene Ontology annotation, biological process: DNA replication checkpoint signaling; replication fork processing; DNA damage response.